Molecule: messenger RNA, 2170 nt
Organism: Microcebus murinus (gray mouse lemur)
Lineage: Eukaryota; Metazoa; Chordata; Mammalia; Primates; Cheirogaleidae
Gene: BPIFB4
Product: BPI fold containing family B member 4
Molecular function (GO): lipid binding
Source: RefSeq, a predicted model, not a curated record
AUGUGGACGGCGUGGUGUGUGGCUGCUCUGUCCGUGGCGGCUGUGUGUGGCAUCCGCCAAGAGACAAACACGGUCCUCAGGGUCACCAAAGAUGUGCUGAGCAAUGCCAUUUCCGGCACCCUGCAGCAGAGCGAUGCCCUCCGCUCGGCCCUGAGAGAGGUGCCCGUGGGUGUUGGUGGCGUUCCCUACAAUGACUUCCAUGUCCGAGACCCCCUCCCAAAAUACACCAACGGCAAACAGCUUGGCGGGAGUUACAAGUACGGUCACAUUGAGACCAACGACAACACCGCCCAGCUGGGGGGCAAAUACCGGUACGGCGAGAUCCUUGAGUCCGACGGAAGCAUCCGGGACCUCGGGAAGGGCGACUACCGCGACGCCGGGAGCGCGUACGGCGGCCACAGGGGCCACCUGCGAUACAGGUCGGCCGACGGCGCGGCGACGGUGGGCCGGCGUCACCGGCGAGAGCUGCAGCCCGGGGAAAUCCCGCCGGGGGUGGCCACGGGGGCGCUGGGCCCCGGCGGCUUGCUGGGCACUGGAGGCAUGCUGGCCGCCGACGGCAUCCUGGCGGGCCAAGGCGGCCUGCUCGGCGGAGGCGGUCUCCUCGGUGACGGAGGACUUCUCGGAGGAGGGGGAGUCCUGGGCGUGCUCGGCGAGGGCGGCAUCCUCAGCACCGUGCAAGGCAUCACGGGGCUGCGCAUCGUGGAGCUGACCCUCCCUCGGGUGUCCGUGCGGCUCCUGCCUGGCGUGGGCGUCUACCUGAGUUUGUACACCCGCGUGGCCAUCAACGGGAAGAGUCUCAUUGGCUUCCUGGACAUCGCGGUGGAAGUGAACAUCACAGCCAAGGUCCGGCUGACCAUGGACCGCACGGGGUAUCCUCGGCUGGUCAUCGAGCGAUGCGACACCCUCCUGGGGGGCAUCAAAGUCAGGCUGCUGCGAGGGCUUCUGCCCAACCUCGUGGACAACCUGGUGAACCGAGUCUUGGCCAACGUCCUCCCUGACUUGCUCUGCCCCAUCGUGGACGUGGUGCUGGGACUUGUCAACGACCAGCUGGGUCUCGUGGACUCUCUGAUUCCUCUGGGGAUAUUGGGAAGUGUCCAAUACACCUUCUCCAGCCUCCCGCUUGUGACCGGGGAGUUCCUGGAGCUGGACCUCAACACGCUGGUCGGGGAGGCUGGAGGAGGCCUCGUCGACUAUCCCCUGGGGCGGCCAGCUUCGUCUCCCAGGGCGAAGAUGCCAGAGCUGCCCCCCAUGGGCGACAACACCAACUCCCAGCUGGCCAUUUCCACCAACUUCCUGGGCUCAGUGCUGACCGUCCUGCAGAAGCAAGGGGCACUGGACAUCGACAUCACCAACGGCAUGUUUGAAGAGCUUCCUCCGCUCACCACGUCCACACUGGGAGCCCUGAUUCCCAAGGUGUUCCAGCAGUACCCCGAGUCCCGCCCGCUCACCAUCAGGAUCCAGGUGCCCAACCCGCCGUCCGUGACACUGCAGAAGGACAAGGCGCUGGUGAAGGUGUUCGCCACCGCCGAGGUCAUGGUCUCCCAGCCCAACGACGUGGAGACCACCAUCUGCCUCAUUGACGUGGACACAGAGCUGCUGGCCUCAUUUUCCGUGGAAGCCGACAAGCUCAUGAUUGACGCCAAGCUGGACAAGACGAACCUCAACCUCAAAACCUCAAACGUGGGCAACUUUGAUGUCGGCCUCAUGGAGGUGCUGGUCGGGAAGAUUUUCGACCUGGCAUUUAUGCCCGCGAUGAACGCUGUGCUGGGUUCUGGCGUCCCUCUCCCCAAAAUUCUCAACAUCGACUUCAGCAACGCAGACAUCGACGUGUUGGAGGACCUCCUGGUGCUGAGCACAUGAGAGGCAGAGAUGCUGCUCCAGCUGGAAGAAGCCAGAACCAGCUCCCAGGAGGCUUGGAUACCGACUCCCCGUCCCAAGUCCCUUCAGCCAUCACAACAGGCCCCUCCCCAGCCCUUCAACCCUCUUCCCACUUGCCCCCACCCUAGAAAGGAUCCAACCACUACCCCGUUGGCAAACAAUCCCAUCUACCUAUGGUUAGCCCCCGUCAGGGGGAGGGAAGUCACCUUGGGCGCCGAGGUCUUGCAGACCCCAAGCUGACACCAUGCUGCGUACUUUAUAAUUUCAAUAAAAGAUUCCACUUCUCCUGCAA